UCGUUCAACAAAGCAAGUAGUCAACUACUUUAUUGCCGUUGUAUUUCAAUUACUCGGCUCCUUUCCCUUUCCUCCAAUCGGCCGUCAGUUUCUUCCCGGAGUCCCGGCGGCCGGAAUCUCAUCCUUCCAACUUCAGACCUUCCGACUUUACUAACCUUCUAUUUCUGAUCUUCUCCUUCUUACUAAUUCUAUCUCCUCAGGGGACAUUGAUAUCAUUUUAGGGGUCCCGAGGCUUCCAAAAUCAUGCAUCAAAAGUGCAGAUUAUAUUGUGAAGUGAGGCAGCUUACCCUUUUUUCUGAAGAGGAAGAGCAAGUCAUUUUUAUACCCUAGGUUUGCCACUCUAGAAAGAAAAACAUCAAUCACCAAAUUUAACUAUUUGCAGACAGACUUUUCUGUCUACCUUUAUUUGUUGGAUUUUUUUUGUAUGUGCCUUUUAUUUCAUUCUUUAAAUAAAAGCUCAACUUUCUAUCUGGGAAAAGAAAGAAUCAUCGCAGACACAUCCCAUUUAGCAUCUGACCAUGUAGGAGGAUACUAUACGAACUUGCCCGGACAUUGGAUAUAAAUGAUAGGUCAGUGCAAGAAAUGCUAUCAGCUGUAAUGAUUUGGCCUAAUGCUUGUUCCGUUUUUAUUCCUGUUUCACUAGGUAAAAGAGAAGUUGGUGGCCUUUUGCAUUAAUUUUCAGCAUGCCAGAUUAUUGAUCCUUCAAAGUUCAGAAUUUUCUAUCCCUGUAAUCAAGGAGUUCUUAGAUGAAUCAAAGGGAGCCGCAUUUCUUUCCUUGCUUGACUUCUGGAAUAUAACCAAAUAACCGAGGGCCAGAGAAGAGGACCAUAAGAUUGCAUCUUGUGUGCACGAGUAUUACUUUUAGUCCCUGAUCAUGCUUCGGGCUUAAAACUGCAUUAGCUACCUUAACGGCAUAUGUUCCAAUUAUUAAUUUGCAAUGGGCACAAAAUAUUGUAUACCUUCUGCGAUGGUAAAGGCAUUCUACUAAACCAUAGCUUCACAGAUUGUGAUAUUUCCUAUAUACAAUGGUUCGAGGAAGGGAUGCUUGUUGGGAGCAUUGUGUUCUUGUUGAUGCAACACGACAGAAGGUUCGAUGUAAUUAUUGUCAGCGGGAAUUCAGUGGAGGUGUAUACAGGAUGAAAUUUCAUUUGGCUCAAAUAAAAAACAAAGAUAUUGUUCCAUGUACUGAAGUACCAACCGAUGUUCGAGACCACAUUCAAGGUAUACUAAGCACUCCUAAGAAACAGAAGGCACCUAAGAAACCAAAGGUGGAUAUGGAAACUGCAACAAAUGGACAGCAACAUAGCUCCUCUGCUAGUGGUGGAAUCCAUCAUGGAUCCAGUGGUCAGAAUGAAAGCAACUGCCCGUCAACGUUUCCGUGCCUUUCACCAAGUGCACAACCACCAAUUGAUGAUGCUCAAAAGCAGAAGAAGGAUGAGACUGAUAAAAAAGUUGCCAUCUUUUUCUUCCAUAAUUCUAUUCCUUUCAGUGCUGCCAAGUCCUUGUAUUAUCAGGAAAUGGUGGAUGCAAUAGCAGAAUAUGGAGGAGGAUACAAAGCACCAAGUUAUGAGAAAUUAAAAUCUACUCUUUUGGAUAAAGUGAAAGGUGACAUACAUAGUUCUUACAAAAAGCAGAGAGAUGAAUGGAAAGAAACAGGCUGCACUAUCCUGUGUGAUAGUUGGUCCGAUGGACGGACCAAAUCGUUUCUAGUCAUUUCUGUUACUUGUUCUAAAGGAACGCUGUUUCUGAAGUCAGUCGAUACAUCAGGUCAUGAAGAUGAUGCAACUUACCUGUCCGACUUGCUUGAAACCAUCGUCCUUGAGGUUGGAGUGGAGAAUGUUGUCCAAAUUAUAACAGAUGCUACUGCCAGUUAUGUCUAUGCUGGAAGGCUUCUCAUGACCAAGUACACUUCCUUAUUUUGGUCUCCAUGUGUUUCUUAUUGUGUUAAUCAGAUGUUGGAAGACAUCAGUAAAAUCGAGUGGGUCAGUACUGUAUUAGAGGAGGCAAAGAUCAUCACCCGAUACAUUUAUAGUCAUGCGUCGAUUUUGAAUACAAUGCGAAAAUUCACUGGUGGAAAGGAAUUAAUCAGGCCAAGAAUUACUAGAUUUGUGACUAAUUUUCUCUCUUUGAGGUCCAUUGUGAUUCUUGAGGAGAAUCUCAAACACAUGUUUGCUCAUUCAGAGUGGCUGUCCUCGAUUUAUAGCAGGCGUCCCGAUGCACAAGCAAUUAUUUCCUUGCUGUAUUUGGACAGAUUUUGGAAGGAUGCACAUGAAGCUAUCAACAUUUGUGAACCACUUAUUAGAAUUCUGAGAAUUGUUGAUGGAGACAUGCCUGCCAUGGGCUAUAUAUUUGAAGGAAUAGAGAGGGCAAAGGUUGAAAUCAAAACAUAUUACAAUGGGUUUGAGGAUAAAUAUAUGCCUAUUUGGGAAACAAUCGACCGGAGAUGGAAUUUGCAGCUUCACACAACGUUACACACAGCGGCAGCAUUUCUUAACCCAUCUGUCUUUUACAAUCCGAACUUUAAGAUUGAUCUGAGAAUUAGAAAUGGAUUUCAAGAAGCUAUGUUGAAGAUGGCGACGACUGAUAAAGACAAAAUGGAGAUCACUAGAGAACAUCCUGCUUAUGUAAAUGGGCAAGGUGCUCUUGGUACCGACUUCGCUAUCUUGGGGAGAACUAUAAAUUCCCCAGGUGAUUGGUGGUCCGGGUAUGGUUACGAGAUCCCCACACUUCAGAGAGCGGCGGUACGAAUACUAAGCCAACCCUGUAGUUCUUAUGGGUGCAGUAGAUGGAACUGGAGCACAUUCGAAACCUUACAUUCAAAGAAGCGUAGUAGAGCCGAACAAGAAAAGUUGACUGAUUUAGUGUUUGUACAGUGCAAUCUUUGGUUGCAACACAUUUGUUCGACUCGGGAUAGUAAAUAUAAACCCAUUGUAUUUGAUGAUAUAGAUGUGAGUUUAGAAUGGCCUUCCGAGUUGGAAUGCUCAGCUCAUGUUUUAGAUGAUUCAUGGUUGGAUAAUAAUCUGCCACUUGAAUGUAGAGGCAGUCCUUAAAUAUUUUUAAAGCAAUCAGAAACAGAUAGUUGAUUCCUCUGAUUGCAUAUCAUUUCCAAAUUUUA
Cucumis melo (muskmelon) is the source of this 3115-nucleotide messenger RNA. RefSeq lists its product as uncharacterized. The transcript has 4 exons. Gene Ontology annotation, molecular function: protein dimerization activity; DNA binding. The record is from RefSeq and is a predicted model, not a curated record. Bases 1026 to 3050 code for a protein of 674 amino acids. NCBI's taxonomy places the organism in Eukaryota, Viridiplantae, Streptophyta, Magnoliopsida, Cucurbitales, Cucurbitaceae.